This is a messenger RNA of Fulmarus glacialis (Northern fulmar), 714 nucleotides long. Its product is annotated as receptor-transporting protein 3-like. Gene Ontology annotation, molecular function: olfactory receptor binding. Lineage: Eukaryota; Metazoa; Chordata; Aves; Procellariiformes; Procellariidae. The record is from RefSeq and is a predicted model, not a curated record. The transcript is spliced from 2 exons. Gene Ontology annotation, biological process: protein insertion into membrane; detection of chemical stimulus involved in sensory perception of bitter taste; protein targeting to membrane. Bases 1 to 714 code for a protein of 237 amino acids.
AUGGGGACCUGGCAGGACAUUUUUGCAGCUAAGAUUGCAGAUAUGCACUUAACAGAGCCGUGGAUGCUUCAGGAGGACAAUAGCCUGCAGGUGCACGUCCUCAAGCCUGGCUGGAAGGAGUUUGUGCAGCGCCGUGCUCUCGGGAGGUUUCAGUGCUCCCAGUGCUUUCAUGAAUGGUCUUCAGCCAAAGUGCACAUCCUGUUCCACAUGCGCCGGCGCCGGCGCCGGGGCCAGGGCACAGUGUGGAUGCGAGUCUUUCGCCAGACGUGCAGGCGGUGCCCCGAGCCCCGGCUGGAGGAGCCCGAAUUCAGCCAGGAGACCAUGGAGAGGCUUCUGCACAACCUGGUGCUAAAGAUCCUGAAGUACUUCUACCACCUUCCCAUCCAGCCCUCUGACCUCCUGGAAGUCGUGGUGGACGCGCCGGUGGUGGGGCCACAUGACAGCGCCCGCUGUGAGGGAUGCCAGCUCGGCGUCUGCAGCGAGUCGAGGCUGGUCCCGGCGCUGGAUGCCUGGGAACCCUUGAUGGAUGCAGACAAGGCCAGGACCCAUCGCACCCUGAAACGCCAGGGCAUGAGGCCCUAUGCAACCCCAACCCACCGCCCUUCGCCCUUCAACAGCAACUUCCUCUGGAAAUGCUGCUGCUGCAUCGGCAGCUCUUUACUCUGUGUUUUGGCAGUGCUCAUCUUCGUCCUGCUUUAUUUCACCAAGAAGUAG